AGAUGGCAAAACGCCUGGGGAAUCGUAGGGAAGAGGAAGCCAGCCGGCUCUCUGUCUGCCUGCUCCAACUUCCUGCACAGAAAGAGAAAAAGAAGCCAGGAUCCUAUUUCAGUCCAGCAGAGCCGUGUAGCCGAGCAAGACGGCAGUCAGUCAGCAUGGAAAAACAAGGGGUCAUACACAUUUCAUCAUAAACGUUUUCAAGGAGUGGAAGGAAAACAAGGCUAACAAGAGAUCGCAGGUAUGGACAGUGCCAUAACGUUGUGGCAGUUCCUGCUGCAGCUGUUGUUGGACCAGAGCCACAAGCACCUGAUCUGCUGGACGUCGAACGACGGGGAGUUUAAACUGCUCAAGUCAGAGGAGGUGGCCAAGCUGUGGGGGCUCCGCAAGAACAAGACUAAUAUGAACUACGACAAGCUGAGCAGAGCUCUGAGAUACUACUAUGACAAGAACAUUAUCAAGAAGGUGAUCGGACAGAAGUUUGUCUACAAGUUUGUCUCGUUCCCGGAAAUCUUAAAGAUGGACCCAGCAGCAGUGGAGAUGGGCUUGGCUUCCGGUCGGGUGACGCUCCACGAAGACCAGGACAUCCAGGACCUGGAUGUAGAGGAGGAGGAUGAAGAAGAGGAGGUACAGCAGCAGCAGAGGAGGGCCCUGGGGGCGGCGUUGGGGGCGGCUGCGGCGGCCCAGCAGGCUGCGUGUCAUAACAAGUACUUCAGCUCUGGCCUCUACUCCUCCUUCAGCAUCAACAGCCUCCAUUCUCCUCCAGAGGAGCUGCUCCGGGCCCUGAGGGAGAGACAGCAGGACGAGGCCCGAUCCGGAGUCAUCCGAUUUGGGACGGGUACCACCAAGAGUACUCCACCCUCACCGUCCCUCAUCAACCCUGAGCCUUCAUCACAAUCCUUCAGCACCCACAGGCCAUCCAAACUCUCCCCUCUCCACCAUUACACCCACCACCAACACCAGCGCCACUCCCCGCCCUCUGCCUCCCCCCACAGCCAUAACCCCCAGCCAGGGCCAGGCCGAGGAGGCUGGAGCCCAGAGGCUGAAGAGGAGGAGGAGGGGGAGGACUCAGACCAGGGAACCCAGCCUCUGAAUCUCUCUUCUGGGCAUAGAGAGAGAGAGCAGGCCCUGCAGCUUCCGGAGAAGAGGACCAGUGGUGGUAGUAGAGUUAGUGGUAGUAGUCAUGGAGACAGUUUUCAUGGACUCCCACCCAAAACCAAUAAGCCCAAAGCCCUAGAGAUCUCCGCCCCCUCCCUGCUCUUGACAGGAAGUGACAUCGGCUCGAUAGCCCUCAAUAGCCCCGCCCUACCGUCCGGAUCCCUCACCCACGCCUUCUUCACUGCACAGACUCCAUCUGGUCUGCUGCUGGGCCACAGCUCUCUGUUAUCAGGUGUCCACUUCUGGAGCAGCCUAAGUCCCGCAGCCCCUCUGAGCCCGGCCAGGCUUCAAGGACACGGAUCACUGUUUCAGUUCCCCAGUCUAAUGAAUGGACACCUCCCACUGCCAAACUUGGACGGGUCCCCCUCACCCCUGCUCCUGUCCCCUGCCAAUCACAAGUCAUGAUUCAUGCUCUCAAAACCCAAUCCAGCCCAUUGGACCUACUGCCACAUGUAU
Oncorhynchus gorbuscha (pink salmon) is the source of this 1611-nucleotide messenger RNA. Its product is annotated as ETS domain-containing protein Elk-3-like. NCBI's taxonomy places the organism in Eukaryota, Metazoa, Chordata, Actinopteri, Salmoniformes, Salmonidae. Gene Ontology annotation, cellular component: nucleus. Gene Ontology annotation, biological process: regulation of transcription by RNA polymerase II; cell differentiation. The record is from RefSeq and is a predicted model, not a curated record. The transcript is spliced from 5 exons. The coding region runs from base 241 to 1560 and encodes 439 amino acids. Gene Ontology annotation, molecular function: sequence-specific DNA binding; DNA-binding transcription factor activity, RNA polymerase II-specific.